AUGGAUCCCAAAGGCAACAACUUGAAUCAAGAACUCUUCUGUAGAGGCCUCAAGUCCAACAGUCAAACAUGUGACUCUUGCCACUACAGGCAAGCAAGGAAGCCUAGUGCCACUCACCAGUGCUCGAGAGGAAGCAUUAUUAACUAUGUCAUCAACUUGGCUUGCUGGUUAUCACAAGCUGGCCAAGGGCCUAGCACCAUCAGCAGGCUUGUGAAAGAUUCACAUGAAAAUUAUAUUCAGGAUCAUAAGGAAAUUACCAGCUCACAAAUGGUUGGAAGCCAAGCACACACUGGCAGGCACAUCCCUAGUAUCUCAACAUCAGGGAACAUGUUUCAUAUUGCAUCAGUGGCCAUGUUGACUUGUGGUGUUGAUAGGGAUGGUCUUAUCAGAGUGUCCAAAGCCCCAACCAAGAACAGCAAAAAUGAAAUCCAGGCUAUGAAAAACUGUGGCUGUUACCUUGAACAACAGCUCAUCAUUGAAAGUGGAUGGAAUUAUCACAAGGUCACCAGUCAGUUACAAAGCUGGUUUCCUAAAGUCUUCGAUUACCUCAAUGUUCAAGCUGAGAAACAACAAUCAGCUACAUUGCAGCAUGAACAUGAAAAGAAGCCAAUUUGGCAGCUCCUCAACAAGUGCAGACAAACACUAACAGUCAUUGAUAUUGGGUUUCUGGCUAGGUGUGAUCUUGUGAAACAUAAGGGCCAGGACAAAGCAAAUAAUUCAGUUAACAUCAAGUCAGAUAAUGAUAUUGCAAGUUCAUUGAUGGAGCUUGAUAUGUCCUUGGAUUCAGACACCAAGGACCCAAAGGGUAAAGGCAAGGCAGCACCUGCUAAGUCACCCAUGAGAAGACAGAAUGUCACACUCCGCCCCCCCCCAUUGUCAUCAGAAGCUACUAGGAAAGCAGUUCAGAAGAAACUCAAAAAAGAACCUGCAAGUGGCACUGCUGUUCCCUUGUUUUUAAUGAACUCUGAGUCUGCCUCUGAACUUGAACCACCUCCAUCAACCCAGAUCAGGGCUCAAUCCAAUAGUUAUACUACCCUCAAAGUAAAGAACAAGAUAUCUGCUCCACCAGACUUUGUCUCAGUCAGCAAAGCAGAUGUCCUGUGGUAUGACAAGAUACAGGACAAUGACCCUUUCACAGAAUACAUCAAUCCUUGGGACUCCCAUUACUCUAUGCUGAAUCUUGCCAACCUCUGAGUAAUUUGAGAGUCGGCAUAGGCUAUGUUGCACAACAUUUGAUGGUAACUAGGUCUAUUUCCCAAAUCACAGGCACAUUAAUUUCGUAGUUUUUGUUCUUUGUGCAUCACCAUUCAUACUAGUAUCCUCAUCAUCUCAUUCCAUAUUGCUACAUUCAACUUGCACCCUCAUAAUGCCUCACCUACUAAUGAUAUCUUGCAGUCAGAUACAUGAUUUACUUGUUACUACUUUGUAGACACUCAUUUGAUGCAGAUGUCUAUA
Molecule: messenger RNA, 1455 nt
Organism: Suillus subaureus
Lineage: Eukaryota; Fungi; Basidiomycota; Agaricomycetes; Boletales; Suillaceae
Exons: 8
Coding region: 1-1194 (397 amino acids)
Source: RefSeq, a predicted model, not a curated record